Aspergillus clavatus NRRL 1 is the source of this 3078-nucleotide messenger RNA. RefSeq lists its product as uncharacterized. The coding region runs from base 1 to 3078 and encodes 1025 amino acids. Lineage: Eukaryota; Fungi; Ascomycota; Eurotiomycetes; Eurotiales; Aspergillaceae. The record is from RefSeq and is a predicted model, not a curated record. The transcript has a single exon.
AUGCCCUCAGACCCGACAGAUCAACAAGAACACCCGCGAAGCUGCGAUAAAACGGGCGAUUCGGAGCUUUCUACCAGUGCACAACUGCAUCAGAAUGAGACAAGCGAGGUCCAGUUUUCAGAAACCAAGGCUAAGCCCUCUCAGCAUAUCACGAAGUUGAAGAGUACACAAGUUGUGGUUCCGACUCCUACUCAGUACCUACUUGAUACACUUCAAGAUUUUCGGUGCAGUGUCAUUGAUGCAGAUGACCAGAUUAGGGCAUCAAAACACAUUGUUGACGCGACGAUCGAAACAUCAGAACAAAGAUCAGAUCUCUUACGGCAGAAGAAAAGUAACAAGAAGCCUCCCAGACUGUCAUUGCAGACUAUUCUUGCGGAUUAUAUACGAGCUGUGGACCCACUGUUGAAUAGUGCAGGUGGAACAUACUCCGACAUUCCAGCGACAAUAGAACUUGAUGAGGCCUUGAGAAAUGUUUUUGGUGAUAAAACCGUCCAGUAUCUGGAGACACGGCAUUACAACCCUGCGGAUGUACAAGUUUGGUCAUGGAUCCUAAGAAGCACCACCCCUUAUGAGGCCAUGCUCCGGAUCUUAAUGCUGGAGUCAGCCCAGGACACAAGAGUCGGCUCCAAAGCUCGAAUAAUUCCUCCCUUCAUCCCACUUCUCCUUUUGCGCAGGCAAAAUCUCGACGUCAAGACCUUCCGCUUGCUUUUGAUAUAUUCCCUGCAUGUCAUUACCGGCCAACCAGUCCCGCCAUUUGAUCUCGCCAGGAGUGAACAAUGGAUUGACUCGGAAGUGGCGACGAGGCAGGAAUCACCCCAGACAGAGCUCCUUGUCGAGCCUACCACUUGUUUUGCGUUUAUAAUUCGUCUACUUCGUCAUGCUCGUGAAGUAUGGCCACAGGCUCAGCUUACUAUUGCACGCUCUUUUUCAUUCUAUCUGAAUCUUCUCCAAGCAGACAAAUGCAGUUCAGAAGCGACCAGGCAACGAAGGAACCAAUUCAUGGCCGACAAAUUCAAUGCGUGUCUCUGGCUGCUUUCGUUGCCGUGCAAGUCCGGCCCAUUUAAGUCUGUUUCUAUUCAGCAACAAGCUCAGUUUGAACUCCUCAGAGCCAUGGCAGGACAUAAACCAGUUCUGCCGGUCACCCGGCAAGGAUAUCAAGGCAUUAUUGCUGUCCAGCUGGCCCACAAAAAGACGUCUGAUGAACGGCAGUCGGCGGAUCUGAAAGCACCAUCCUGGCCACCGUGGAAGGAAGAGAAGCUUGGAAUCGAUUCUCAUCGAGGUAAUGAAGGCAUGAGAAGUCGCGCCAUGCGUGUGAUGGCCCAGAUGAAAGAGGCAGGCUACUCUCAUACGCGCUGGGAAGAGAUCUCUGCCAUCUUGGCCGGCUGGGAUACAGACAAAAGUCCAACGGUGCAAACGAGGUCCUUGAUGCGCCGGCCCCAGUUGUUACGUGGACCUGCAGGGAGCAAGCCAAAUCAUCAUGCUGUCUGGGUUGCCCGAAUCCGCGCUACACGCACAGUGCGGGAAGCCUGGGCCUGCUUCUUAUCAUAUCAAGAUCAAGGCCUACCCCCGCGGGCAAGUGUCUACGUGGCCAUGGCUGAGAAACUCAUCUUUCGGCGUCAAGCGAUCGAGAACCAUUUUGAUCAAAUCAGCCAUGCUCUGCCGGGAGAUGGACUUGAGGUGUUCCCGGAGCCAUCUUCUGCCCGCGAUCUGAUUUACGUACAUACGGAGCCUGCCACGCUGGAGGAGCUUCUCAAACAGAUGCUGUCGCAAGGAAUUCGUCCCUCGAGGAGAUUUCUGGCCCUGCUUUUGCGGUCCGCACAAACUUUCAGCUCGGGACUGGAUUACCUUAGUUGCAGUGACCUAACAGACGAACAGAUUGAGGUUUUGUGCACUGUAUGGGGACGUAAAUCUGAUUACCAAAUGGUGGAUCAAGAUGCCAUGGAGAAACUUCCUGAUUAUGUCUUCUCGUCUUUUAUAUGCUUCUUAUGCAACUUUUCAAAUCUCGACUCGUUGCAUCUGGCUCGGCAUGAGAUUCGCACAGCCCAUCUCUUUCCCAUUCUGAUGGGUGAUGCUAUAAACCGACUGAAGACCUCAACGUUGUUCUCCUAUGCCAGUGAUUCUGGGGAUAGCGGCGCUUUGCAACACCCUCGAGCCUUGUCGCAUGCGAUCCAACUGCUGAGACUCCGACAGCCUCGCUCUCCCCCUGCUUGGAUUCAUGUCCUGGCCGCUCUUGGCAGAGAUCGCAUCACCGCUCCUUAUCGCAGAAUGAGUCGAAGUACGCAACGGAUAUUGGCUUGGUAUGAGAUUUUAGAAGUCACCGGCUGGAUGAAAGAACGUGCGGUUGAGCCUGGUCUUCAAGGAUUCCUGAUCCUCUGUAACAGUUUCACUAGAGCGGUGGUGGCAGGUCUCAAGCACCCAGAUGCCGUGGAAGAUGGCCUAGCGCUUGUUCAGGAAGCAGCGCGAUGGGGAAAUAUCGCACAGCUUGACGAUCCGCAUCCCCGAUAUGAAGAUAUGGUUCGGAGUGGACUUGGCAUCAUUAAGGAACACUUUGAUCAGCUUGUCCUGUCCGACUCGAUGACUUCUCCUCUCUUGGAACGCACCGUGGCCACCCUCGAGAGCGCUACCAGCUCACAAGUGAAAGUCCCGCCCAUGAUGCAUGUUCCAACCCCAGCUGUCUUGCACGCAUUCGUCAGAGCGCUUGGACUGGCUGGGGACCGUGAUGGUCUGUUAAAUCUUGUCCGAUGGAUGAGCCACAAUGCAGAAACUCUCAAAGAGACAUCCGAUGAACAUCUGAAUGGAGAUCGUAUGAUGCGGCGUACGUUGAUUGCGCUACGUGUGUUCCUCGAAGGACACGGAGAGAAGUUGUUAUCGGGGCUCUCUGGCGAGUUUUCACAUGGAUCGUCUCAUGAAGGCGAUGAGUAUGCUCCAUCACUCGAAUCUGGCUCGCAAGCUGCAGAGACGAUCUCAUUUUCUGAUCCAUACCUGCAAGAAGCAUAUGAACUUAUCACAGCCACUUCGUCGUGGGGUUCCUGGCCGAGUGAUGAUGAGCUCUGGAAGUAUUUACACUGGGAACACUAG